Symbiodinium sp. CCMP2456 is the source of this 978-nucleotide messenger RNA. NCBI's taxonomy places the organism in Eukaryota, Dinophyceae, Suessiales, Symbiodiniaceae. The record is from the annotation of a GenBank genome assembly.
AUGGUGCUUGCCGCUGUCGCCCGCCCGACUGGGGGCGUUAAGAAGGAUCCGGCCCUUCUGGAGUUCACCAAAUCUUUGUCAGCUGUCGCUCGGGCCUCCCGCUGGAGGAAGGCAUUGGUUUCGUUGCAGAGUGCAGCCAUUGCGCUCCUGCAGGUAGAUGCCUUUGCAUGCAGCGCUGCGAUUACUGCCUGCGACCGAAAAAGUAUCUGGGUUGGUGCGCUUCGGCUCUUCUGGCGCAUCGGCACGCUGUCGAUUGAAGCCGACACCCCGUGCUUUAGCGCCGCCCUGGGAGCCGUGGCGAGGUCGAACCUCUGGGAGCAGAGUUCGCUCAUCGAGGAGGAGCGGCGAGAUCGACACCUUGCCGCCUCUGCGACGUCUGCAGCGAAUCUGAUCUUCAGCUUUCGUGGCCGCUGGAAAAGUGCCUUGGACCUUCUCGCCGAUCUUCCGAGCCGACGGGUCGAGGCAGACGUCUUUAUGGGUAAUGCUGCCUUGGCCACCUGCGAGGAUGCAGAGGAUUCCGCGCUGCUCCUGGUAUCCCAUCUCCCUGCUUUGCAAAUUCAAGCGGACAUGGUCUCAUUCAAUUCUGCAGUUGGCUGCUGUGCACGAUGUAGCAGCUGGCAAUUGGGCGAGCAGCUCCUGGCUACUGCGCGGACGAGCCAGCACCUAGACGAAGUCUCCUUCAACUCUUUGGCAGAUGCUUUUGACAAAGCGGGGGAGUGGCGCCGCGCCUCGGAAGUUCUGCACCGCAUGCAGAGCUACCACCUCCAGCCGGACCUUUUCACUGGAAGCAGCUCUUCGAGCGCUGCAUCGCGGGCUCAGGCCUGGGUGUCUUCUUUGGCCAUGUUUCGGAGCACCCGGAGCCUCGGCAUCGAAACAGACAUGGGCAACUUCAACGUGGCCGUUUCUGCCUUCGGACGAGCACAUGACUGGGGGUCAGCCAUGGCGGCGCUCAGCUGCUGCCCAAGGCCAUGGCAUUGA